Anthonomus grandis grandis is the source of this 1315-nucleotide messenger RNA. RefSeq lists its product as uncharacterized. Lineage: Eukaryota; Metazoa; Arthropoda; Insecta; Coleoptera; Curculionidae. The transcript is spliced from 2 exons. The record is from RefSeq and is a predicted model, not a curated record. Bases 138 to 869 code for a protein of 243 amino acids.
AGCUCGUAGUGCGGCAUAGUCAACUUCGGCAUUUCUCCUAGACGCUACGGCUAUUUGUUUUUUUUUGUUUAGUGUCGCGCUCCGCUUAGUUCGUUUUUACAUACAGUGGCGAAAGGUUGAUUUGAUCUUUUUGAAAAAUGGAAUGGAGCAACGAAUUAACUUCGGAGUUUUUACAAUUAUUUGAAAGUUUCAUCUGGAAAGCACAGAUGACAUUUUCAAAAUCGGGUGCGGGCAGAGAUGAAGUAUACAAACCUACUUGGUUCGCAUACGACACAAUGGUUGAUUUUCUCCAACCAGUUUAUUCCCCAAGAGUUACGAUAAGUACAGAGGCUCCAAACGAAGAAGCUGUUGACCAGCAACACCUGGGGCAGAUCACAACGCCACCGCCGGCGCCGUCACCGUCCCUCCAGCCACAGAAAUCUAAGGCAAAAAGAUUCAAGUCGUCAACGCAGAUGCCACCCGAAGCAAUAGAGGGUCACUUAAAUAGAGCAGCAAUAGAGGGCCGUAAAUAUCAUGCAAAAAUGACGAAUAAUAAACCGGGUCGAGAUGAUUGUUCUAGAUAUGGCGAACUUCUUGCUCCAAGGCUGAGGGCGAUGGAUGAACCGAACAGAGAGAUUCUAAUGCACGCAAUCGACGAUUUAGUUUUUCAGACUACCAUGAAAAUUAAAAGAGGUGUAUCGCCAUCCACAAUUUCUUCACAAUCAUCAAACUCCAACUUCCAACCGUCGGAAUGGCAGGCACAUGAUUCACAAUAUCAGCCUUCUUCUGUUGGAUUAAAUCAUUCUCAACAAUCACACCAGUCUAUGCCUAUUCGUCAAUCCCUGUCUCAGAUGUCAUUUUUUGUUAUAUAUAUGGACCGAUCUUAUUAAGGAGACAUUCGAAGUCGACUGCUGACAUUCGAUAAAAAUUUUCGAACUUUCCAGAUGGUUCUUGAUUCAAAUCUUGUAGUAUAUUUGAGGCAUUAUACCUGCAAAAAUGUUUAGAAAUAUUAUGGUAUGACUACACUGACAAGUUGAGCGCAUGCAAGACAUUAACGGUGUUCGCAUCUUUAAUGUCUUGAAAAAAUUAAUUUUGCUAUACGCAAAAAAAAUUACUCGAGUAAAUUAUUAGCCACAGUCCGAACUAGACUUUUUAGUGCGGCAACUGAUUGUCCCGAAGAAGUAAUAUAUUUUCAAAUUUUUAUUUUGGUAAUAAAUAAAACGCAAUUUCCAGGAGAGCAAGUGCCCUCUCUCCGGACGCCCUUGUCUGUAACGUCACUGUUAAUACAUACCUAGAACGACUUCUAUUCAAAUAUAACAUCCACCAUCUUCUUUUA